This is a messenger RNA of Andrographis paniculata, 1723 nucleotides long. RefSeq lists its product as uncharacterized. The transcript has 9 exons. The record is from RefSeq and is a predicted model, not a curated record. NCBI's taxonomy places the organism in Eukaryota, Viridiplantae, Streptophyta, Magnoliopsida, Lamiales, Acanthaceae. Bases 635 to 1468 code for a protein of 277 amino acids. Gene Ontology annotation, cellular component: membrane; endoplasmic reticulum. Gene Ontology annotation, biological process: lipid homeostasis.
AACAUGUUUACAGGGAGAGGUGAGGUUGUCAUAUGUCAUAACAGCCAAUUAGAUUCCAACGCGUUGAACAAUCCAUCCACACCGACCGGAGGCCACCUCUCGAGCUGGAUUAAUGACCAGAAACAAAUUAUCUUCGCACCUCAUUUUCUUGAUUUCUUGAUUUCCUUUUCCCGAUUCAGCUCUUGUUUCUCGCUGUUGCUCCACGGGUCUUUGGACUCUCCCCCGCUGAUAUUCAUUGAGCUCACCUUUUUCUUGCGUUUUUACUAAUCUCCCAAAUCCACCUGGGGAGAUAAACAUUAAACAAGGUCCCGUCUUUCGCGCUGUCACGCCGAGAAUGUGAUUCUUAGUCGUAUUGUUUGAUUUAAAUGAGUUGUCCUGGGUGGUUUUUCUGAUUCAUCAUCUACUGCUAGAAAUAGAAAUGAAGAAUCACAUUUAUUUCUGGGAUUCUUGGCGGUUUUGAUCUUGCGGGUUAGUUACGAGUCUGCAGCUCUUCUCCAACUAGUGGGUUUUGGGUUGAGCGCUGCGAUGAUCUCCUGGUGUAAUUUCCGAGAUUUGCAUGAUUUCUUUGUUGGGUUGACAAGUGAUUUAUAGGUGAAGGCUGAGAAUAGUAUGCUCUAGAUAUAUGAUCCUGUGAAUGGGAGCAAUGGCACAUUCUAUAAGAAAGCUCGCACUAAAAUCUUAUCAGAACAAGGCAGAGGUGCUUGUCAGAAACUAUGUCCUAUCAGAUCCUUAUAUUCCAUAUGCUUCUGUAGUUGGUGGCGUAGUGACAUGCAAAAUGGCCUACGACUUGACACAGCUCAUCAGUACCUUUUACUUCAGGUCUUACAAUGGCCUCACAAAGAUUCAAAGAAUUGAGUGGAAUAAUCGUGGGAUGUCCACUCUUCAUGCCAUUUUUAUUUCUAUCUUGUCCCUGUACUUUGUGUUCUUCUCUGAACUUUUCUCUGAUGACAACUCUGUCGGGCUAGUUACACUCAGAAGUUCUCCUUUGUCGACAUUUGUAAUGGGGAUGUCUGUUGGAUACUUCAUUUCAGACCUCGCUAUGAUUUGCUGGUAUUAUCCUUCUUUGGGCGGAUUAGAAUAUGUUGUUCACCACUCUCUUUCCGGAACUGCUGUAGCAUAUUCCAUGUUUACCGGGGAGGGACAGCUUUACACAUUCAUGGUCUUAAUAUCUGAGGUCACAACUCCAACAGUCAAUAUGAGAUGGUUCCUCGAUAUAGCUGGAUUGAAGAAAUCCACUGCCUACCUAAUCAACGGUGUUUUGAUAUUUUCAAGUUGGUUGGUGGCGAGAAUUAUUUUGUUUCUUUACACAUUUUACCAUGUCUAUCUCCAUCAUGCUCAGGUGAUGCAAAUGCACACUGCUGGUAUUCUGUUGGUGUUUUUUGUUCCGGUGGCUCUUGGCAUCAUGAACUUGAUGUGGUUUGGGAAGAUUGUCAAGGGCUUGAUGAAGACUUUGGCAAAAACGAAAUGAUACUUACUGGCCGCUUCAUCCACAAGUCACCAUUUGUUGCUAAUGUGACACAUUCCAAUCAAGUUGUGUCUGCCCAUGCUAUUUUAUGCACGAGGAUUUUUUGGUGCAUAGGGGAGGUUUUCAUGGAGGAAUACUUGUACAAGGAAGGGAGAACAGAAUCAAAGGGUGGGAACUGAGAAACAAAUAUAAAUGAGACCGGAUAGCAUCCUUGGCUGUGCUGCUAAACUUUAUCCGAUUGUCUUGAGUAACUUGUAU